Messenger RNA from Postia placenta MAD-698-R-SB12, 1112 nucleotides. RefSeq lists its product as hypothetical. The record is from RefSeq and is a predicted model, not a curated record. Lineage: Eukaryota; Fungi; Basidiomycota; Agaricomycetes; Polyporales; Adustoporiaceae. Bases 176 to 928 code for a protein of 250 amino acids. Gene Ontology annotation, cellular component: nucleolus. The transcript is spliced from 5 exons. Gene Ontology annotation, biological process: ribosomal large subunit biogenesis.
GCUCAGUCUCGUUCUAACACACACAAGCUCUGCGCUUGAAUCUGCGUCUCUGUUACCCUGUUUAAACGCCUUACGUUUAAUCAUCGUCCUCAGUCCACGAUCGUCCAGCAUCUCGACCACACGUCUCGUCCGCUCCACACCGCUUGUCUCACACUCUUCGAUAGCUCUUGUAUAAAUGGCAAAUCCUCGACAGAGAAAAAAACUGCGUUCUGGGUCGCACAAGCCCGUACACCACUCUCGGCGGGCCAAGACGUUACUGAAGAAGCAGCCACCCAUUCGUGGGCCGAAGGUUCUUCAGGAUGCGUGGGACAAGCAAAAGACUGUCAGACAGAACUAUGAAGCAUUGGGCCUCGUUGCCACCCUCAAUCCUACACCUUCCGGAGGGGUAGAACGUACCUGGGCUGCUUCGGACGGCCGGGAGACCCCUGCCGACGCAUCGACUUCGUCGAAAGGUUCAUCAUCACAGAAGGCGCCGAAGCCCAGCACUGACAUUCUAGCGAAGGGGUAUGGUCGCAUUAUCCGGGACGAAAAAGGAAAUAUAGUCGACGUGCAGCUGGCGGACGACGGGGAGGCCGAAGUUACGCCGAUGGAGGACGUCUUGGGUGACAUUCUGGACCCAUCUCGAGACGAGGAGUUAGCUCCGUGGGUUGGCUUAGGCUCAAAUGCAGCUGCCGGCCAAAAUCAUGCUCCAAGCACACAUGUGGUGCAGGCUCUGGAAGAUCUGUCGAAGGGACACGGAGACGCUUUAGUCCGUUUCGCGUCUACGGGGGAGCUUGCUGUCCUCCGUCGGUUAGUGGACAAGUAUGGACAAGACGUAGAAGCAAUGGCGCGGGAUUGCAAGCUCAACUCCGACCAACGUACGACUGGCGAGCUAAGUCGCGCUAUCAAAAAGGCGGGUGGGUUCGCGGAGUUGACGAAGGGCUGCUAAGGAUCAGACGCCCCCGGUCGAAGGAGCCUACGCGUGGGUUAGGUCAUCGGGACUGAUUGUCGUCGGCAAGGGCGCAAAGGGCAGACUCGGAUUUCCUCGACAGACGAGCGGUCGAGAAUAGUGUACGUAGGCAAUCUCAGAUGGGAUCAGAGCACCAAACGCGUGGUGUACGCGAGUGGGAUGA